This is a messenger RNA of Haliotis rubra (blacklip abalone), 3961 nucleotides long. RefSeq names its product TPR repeat-containing protein DDB_G0287407-like. NCBI's taxonomy places the organism in Eukaryota, Metazoa, Mollusca, Gastropoda, Lepetellida, Haliotidae. The transcript is spliced from 22 exons. Gene Ontology annotation, molecular function: protein binding. Bases 91 to 3654 code for a protein of 1187 amino acids. The record is from RefSeq and is a predicted model, not a curated record. Gene Ontology annotation, cellular component: Cul4-RING E3 ubiquitin ligase complex.
UUGACCAAGGAGUUCUUCAGUGUUGAGAAACGCAAGCAGACUAUCCCAAAAUGGUGUAACAUUCAUGCUAACAAGGAAUGCUUUGACGCUAUGGCAUGUGCUGCCCCUAUUGUCUCACCUUCUAAACCAUCCAUCAGUGAGGUAAUCAACGUGAAACUCUUUAUUACCUCCUACACUGAUGAGUUCUUUACUGAAAGGGAGAUAAUCAGGAAAGAGAUACUUCCUGAAGUUCGAGCAUGGUGUGAGCAAAGGAAACUAAACCUAAUCGAGCAUGCAAUCAAAUGGGGGGGUCGGCACCCUGACCGCAGGGAAGUGUCGGAGCUGGAGAGAGCUCAGACCAGCAUCGAAAACUGUUACUACAACAAUAUCAUGCCUCUCUUCAUCAAUAUUACCAGUGAGUCUAUUGGUUGGGUGCCUAUGUGGGGGGAGUAUGCUGAUGAGGUGAUAGAGGACUACAUUGAAGCCUAUGGCCUUCUUGUGGAAGACCUCCAAGUCCUGUAUGGAGCUUACAGGGAGGAUAAUCUCAACUCUAUUUUUCUCAUCAGAAAUGAUUCUUUUCUUGAAUCUGUAUGCGAGGAUGAAAAGAAGUAUUUUGUACAGAGGACCUCAGCAUCAGAGAAAAUUUGUGGACCACAUGACAAAAUAUCACAGAAAUUUCCAAGUCAUCGAAUAAAGCACUAUAAGUGUGAGAACAAAGGGAUUGAUCACAAGAAGAGACCUCAAAUUAAACUAGCUGAUGAGCUCAAACAAGAGAUUAUCGACUUCCUGAAGCAGCGUGUGGCGUACGACUACUGCGGAGAGGAGCCCAUGGUUUCCAACCACCCCGACAGCUUCGUGCACGCUGCACACAGGGACUUCCUCCACCAGAAGAGCCACAUGGUGCUAGGGAGAAACGAGGUUGUUGUGAAGAUUGAAGAUUAUAUUUUACAUGAAGACAAAGAUGUGCCUUUGUUAUUACUGGGGAGCCCAGGAUGCGGCAAGUCGUCCAUUUUGUGUAAGGCGGCCGAUGUCAUCCUCACCAAGGUUGAAAAAGGAGAGAUUCACGGGGAAGGGGGCAAGGCAUGGCAUGUGUUUUAUCACUUUGUGGGGGCAGUGCCAGGCUCUACCUCGCUGGAACCCAUGUUAAAGAGACUGCUGAGAGAAGUGGAGGCUGCCAAGGACUCCAGUAACAUGCCGAAGGACUUGGAUGCCACAGCACAGAUGUGUUGCAGUGUGUUGUCUAAUCCCAACACAAGGCCUCUCAUCAUAUUCAUUGAUGCAGUCAACCAGUUUGCUGAAGAGCAGGCAGCAAGAGUUUUGAGUUGGUUACCACGGAAACUGGCCCCCCAAGUUCGAUGUAUAUUUUCAAUGAUAGACAAUACAGAUCAUCAUAUGGCCUUGAUGAGUAGGGAAACCAAGCCUAUUGAGCUCCACAUCAAACCCCUCGACCAUGCCUCUCGCCAGCAUGGUGUGCGAGAUGUUGAAGCGCGCUAUGACAAACGCCUUCCUGCCAGUCAGCUGGAGGAGCUGCUCAACAAGCAGUCCUCGGAGAACCCUCUGUGGCUCUCUGUGGCCUGUGAGGAGCUCAGCCUGUUGGAUGAUGCUGACUUCAUCUCACAAACAAUUGUGGCACUACCUAAUGGCCUUCUUAACCUGUUAGAGCAUCUACUGACCAGGCUUGAACAUGAAAAUGGCGGGAAUCUGCUGGUGGCCACCUUGUGUCUGCUGGAGGCGUCUGCGGCUGGACUGUUGGAGUGUGAACUCAGGGAUAUACUUGGAGAUGAGGACUCUCUCAUGCCGCCUUCACCUUACGAUGAGAAAGAGGAAAAGGAGUGCUCAGAGAAGGAGAAGGUGAAGCAGAGGGGAUCACUGUCAGACAGGAAGUGGAUGCGGAUCUUCUCCACGUUACGUCCCUUCCUACGUCCCUAUGGCGACAGUAAGGAGGGACGUCUUGACUUCUACCACAGAGCUCUCAGCAAGGCAGUCAGGAAAAAGUACUUCCGCAAGGGAGAGGCAGAAGAGCGAGAGGACGUCCCGGUACCGGAGGACGAGGACAACAAUGAGGGCAGCUUGGAACGGGAGGAAAAGCCUGACGCCUUCUACUGGUGGCACAAGAAGCUGGCAGACUACUUUGAGACAGUCACGAACACAGACAGGAAAGUUGAGGAGUAUCCAUAUCACCUGGUAUGUCUGGAUGACAAGUACCGCUUGGCUCAGUGUCUGUGUGACUGGGACAUUUUCGACCAACUCUACAACGAGGAAUACAGUUCUCAGCUCCUUGCCUAUUGGAGAAAGGUUGGUCCUUCGGCAGAGAUGAUCUCUUAUUAUGAGACCGCCUUGUCCAAGUUUGAGGAGGAUGAAACAGUUAAUGAGGAAUCCGUGUCUAUACAGUACGAGAAAGUCUGUAGAGUUGUAAUUCAGGCAGGGAAACACUAUGAAGCAUUAGAACUGUUAAAGACAGCCAUGAAGAUAGAGGAAAUUGAGCUGGGUGCUCGGCCUCAUCGCAUGGUUGAACUGUACGCCCUCAUGGCUGAGAUAUAUGAUGAGAAACUGAAGCUGAAUGACUUUGUAUCUCCAAGUCAACUACCUGACCUCAGGAAAACCAUAUACUAUGGGCGCAAGUCCAUCACAAUACGAAAAACACUACCUGGAACAUAUCAUAAGUUCAAGCUAUCGAUGAGUCUCAUGAAGCUGGCUUUCAACAUGGAGAGCUGGGAAGCAUGUGGUGGUGGACCUGAGUUGACAGGGAGUGAAGCACUGGCGGAGGGCAACAAGUACAUUGACAAGGCGCUCAAGAUAUUCCAGGAGCUCAAUGACAUGGGUCAUUAUGCGGAGGCCUUGAUGACAAAGGGUGUGCUGGCACCGAGAGGCAGCAUGGAACAGCUCAAGCUGUACAACCAGGCGAUGGACCUGUGCAUGCAGAUGUACGGAGAGUUCCACAUCCUUACCUCACGCCUCUACAUCAACAUCGGCAUUGUGUAUGAGGACAAUAACGAUUACAAGAAAGCCUACGAAUACUUCAAGAAAUGGGCGCGUGUCAGUGAGGAGAUUCUUGGACCUGAUCACCCAAAAACGUUACGAGCCAAAGGCGUACUACGAGAAUCUCGGUACAAGCGUAUAGCGCAGGAACUUGGUGAAUGGGAUGCUGAGGAACCUGAGCAGGAUGGCAUGGCAGACAUUGAGGAGGAAGAAGAAGAAAAUCCUGACACAGAACAUAAUUAUGAUGACACGGUCGGGCAGGUGGAGCUUGUUGUGAGCCGUGAAGAUCUUCCAUUGGACAGUUUUGUGGACAAUGUUGCGAAUGGUGAGGCCAUUCAUAUCGCAGCGGAGUCUGGAUUGAAUGUUCUUGCUGAGGUGGAUUCAGAUGAUAAUAACGAGCUGUUGAUGAACGGAUAUUUCGAUGGAGAGGAUCGGGAAUCCAUCAAUGAGGAACACACAGACAGUGAGAAUUUUUAUGAUGACAAUUUUGAGGACUAUGAUGAGCAGUACAUACUGCAUGUGGAUAAUGGGCCUGUGAUUGAAGAAUUCAAUGUUCAUCUCGGGGAUGACGAUGAUGAUAACGACAUUGUAGAACUUGCGUCACGGGAAAUAGAUGACUGUGACAACCGGUACGCGAGUGACGGGCGAGAAGAUGAUGAUGAUGUUGGACUGCACCAUAGAUACAACAGGUCCUGAAACGAGAGGUUGAUAGGUAGAAAGGGUGUAUUGUAUGAUAUAUAACUUUUUUUCUACCUGUAUGUUUAAUGAGGAGUCCUUGAAUAAUGUAAUAAUGCUAUGUGUUAUUUUAAACCCUGUGUUAUGGAUAAUAAUUAUUACAAGCCUCAUACCCAGCUUAAAAAUGUUACUGCUUUCAGCUAUACACUAAAUUGGAUUGAUCUAUCAGGAAUACUCAUCACAGCAUUUCAGGAGACGAGGGGCGGUGGGGUAGCCUAGUGGUUAAAGCAUCCGCUCAUCACUCAAAAGCCUGGGUUCGAUUCCCCAC